Messenger RNA from Adineta steineri, 429 nucleotides. The record is from the annotation of a GenBank genome assembly. Lineage: Eukaryota; Metazoa; Rotifera; Eurotatoria; Adinetida; Adinetidae.
AUGAUGCAUUGGUUUUAUGUCUUUUCGAUGAUUAUCAUUAUCUGUUUACAAAAUUCAAGUAAUGCUAAUGUUACUGAAGAUCCUGUUUAUGUUAAUAUCAAUAAACAAAUCGAACAAUUUAUUCCUCUCGUUAACCAAGUCAAUGAAUAUUUAGCAAACCGUCCAGGAGAUGCGGUAAUGUCCUACGGAAUUAAAUCAGCAUCAGACAGUAAAUAUAUUCGUACUUUUACAAAUGUUAAAUUAGCAAAUGGUGAGGUGGCUCAUGGAAGUUUUCUUACAAAUCCAAACGUUAUUAACGCAUUGGAUAAUAAGCAAGUGUUUAAAGGAAUAGUGGACCUAUAUGGUAGAAUGUAUCAAGCUGUGUAUAAGCCAGUUAUAAAUAAACGUAAAAUUGUUAUUGGUUACUGGUUUGUUGGUGUCCCGGUUUAA